ACCGAUCAACACUCUUUUUCUCCUUCACAAGACGAAGAAGAAUUACAGAGAGAAAGCGAUGGACAAGGAAGUUAUCGCUGUUUCCGCCAUGGACGCUUUCGAGAAGCUUGAGAAAGUUGGUGAAGGGACCUACGGGAAAGUUUACAGAGCCAGAGAGAAAGCUACCGGGAAGAUCGUCGCUCUCAAGAAGACGCGUCUCCAUGAGGACGAAGAAGGCGUUCCUUCCACUACCCUCCGCGAGGUCUCCAUCUUGCGCAUGCUCGCUCGCGAUCCUCACAUCGUCAGGUUGAUGGACGUUAAGCAAGGACUGAGCAAAGAUGGAAAAACUGUACUAUACCUGGUUUUUGAGUACAUGGACACUGAUGUUAAGAAAUACAUCAGAAGUUUCCGUCAAACUGGAGCCAACAUUCCACCCCAAACUAUCAAGAGCUUGAUGUACCAACUAUGCAAAGGAAUGGCAUUCUGCCAUGGCCACGGGGUGUUGCACAGGGAUCUUAAGCCUCACAAUCUCUUGAUGGAUCCAAAGACAAUGAGGCUCAAAAUAGCAGAUCUUGGUUUAGCCAGAGCCUUCACUCUGCCAAUGAAGAAGUAUACCCAUGAGAUAUUAACUCUAUGGUAUAGAGCUCCAGAAGUUCUUCUUGGUGCUACUCAUUACUCUACAGCAGUAGAUAUGUGGUCUGUUGGCUGCAUAUUUGCUGAGCUUGUGACCAACCAAGCAAUCUUUGCUGGGGAUUCUGAGCUCCAACAGCUCCUCCAUAUUUUCAGGUUGCUCGGGACACCCAAUGAAGAAAGGUGGCCAGGAGUGAGCACACUCAAGAACUGGCACGAAUACCCACAGUGGAAACCGUUGAGUCUCUCCUCAUCUGUUCCAAACCUCGAUGAGGCUGGACUUGAUCUUCUAUCUAAAAUGCUACAGUACGAGCCAGCCAAAAGGAUCUCAGCAAAGAUGGCUAUGGAGCACCCUUACUUUGAUGAUCUGCCGGAAAAGUCUUCUCUCUGAGGAUUUAAAAGUCUUCAGUUAGUAUAUUUCCCAAUCUUACUUUUGUGCUUCUUUCAAGCAUAUCUCUAGUGUGCUUCCCCCACUCUGUGAACACUCCUUUCCCUUUAGCAUAUUAUCACCUCUGAUUGUACUUCUUUGUGUUCUCAAAUAUGUAACAAAGGCUUUUUUAGCUUUCAACCUUUUUAAGGAAAUAUAUCUACGUAUUCUCUAA
Molecule: messenger RNA, 1211 nt
Organism: Eutrema salsugineum
Lineage: Eukaryota; Viridiplantae; Streptophyta; Magnoliopsida; Brassicales; Brassicaceae
Product: cyclin-dependent kinase B2-1
Exons: 8
Coding region: 59-1000 (313 amino acids)
Biological process (GO): regulation of G2/M transition of mitotic cell cycle; regulation of gene expression; signal transduction
Cellular component (GO): cyclin-dependent protein kinase holoenzyme complex; cytoplasm; nucleus
Molecular function (GO): cyclin binding; ATP binding; cyclin-dependent protein serine/threonine kinase activity
Source: RefSeq, a predicted model, not a curated record